CUCGAAGGGCCUCCGGGGAAGGCCUGCCUGUCCUCCCAGGCUGCCGCCCAAGGAGAAGAAGCGGGUUAGUUGCCCGCCUCCUUUCCCAGCUUGGCGGGAUAGGCCGGCGAAGGCCUGGAGUAGGCCUCAAGGCCUGGCGGUCGCCAUGGCAACCGCCCGGCUCAGGCGCCUGCGCCGACUAGGCCGCGCCACGUCAAGUCGCGCAGUUUCCCGGCGUCGCUUUUCCUUGGAGACCCGGCGCAAUGGCCGCUAGCGAUCCGGACUUCGUGCUCCGCUAUUUGGCCGAAGUGGAGGCGCUGGCCGAGGAGGUGAUGGCCACCAGGCAGCAGAUUUUCGAUCUGAAUCAGAAACGGAACCAAAACCGGGAAGCCUUAAGAGCCCUGAAUAAGGACAUGGAUUCUGCUGACAAAGCCACGGUUUGCUUUGGGGCCAUGUUCAUCCAGCUUCCGAAAACGAAGACCCGGGAGAUGCUACAGAGAGAUCAAGAGCUGUUGGAGGAAGAAAUUGCGAAAUUGCAGGAGGAACUCAAAGGGAAAGUCAGCCACCUCAUGGAGGCCCAAGGUAAACCAGAACUGAAAGGCUACAACUUGAAACCCUUGACCGCCGAAGAAAUGUGGUUCAUGAAGAAAGUGGUGGACAACUGAAGCCGUCCCCCCUCCCCCCCCGGGGUGGAUUUGGGUGUGGGCAACACGCACCGGAGAGCUGCUUCCCGCACUCCCGGCGGAGAAAACCGGGUGUUUGCCGAGCGGUUGAGUCUUUCACGGGCGUCUUAUAGCGAGUGAGCUGCCUCCGGAUUUGGCCCAGACGUCAUUGACACUCUACGGACAGGUGACAGACAUUUGAGGAGGGAAUUCGUCGAGCUCAGAAUUUUGCCCUUUCGAGGUUUGGAUAUCAAAUUCAAAUGAUUGACAGUGAGGGUGGAGGACUUGGCGUUGAUCUAGUUUCCGUGCACCGUGCCCGGGUGACGAUCAGUGGAAUGAGGCUCCCACGCCUGUUGGGAGAAGGGUGGAAAAUAAUCUCUGCUUCACUUUGA
This is a messenger RNA of Crotalus tigris (Tiger rattlesnake), 1033 nucleotides long. It is a transcript of the gene PDRG1, whose product is annotated as p53 and DNA damage regulated 1. The transcript has 5 exons. Gene Ontology annotation, biological process: protein folding. Bases 243 to 644 code for a protein of 133 amino acids. Lineage: Eukaryota; Metazoa; Chordata; Lepidosauria; Squamata; Viperidae. Gene Ontology annotation, cellular component: prefoldin complex. The record is from RefSeq and is a predicted model, not a curated record.